This is a messenger RNA of Salvelinus sp. IW2-2015, 2096 nucleotides long. RefSeq names its product protein FAM107B. Gene Ontology annotation, biological process: regulation of actin cytoskeleton organization; actin filament bundle assembly; actin filament polymerization. Gene Ontology annotation, cellular component: neuron projection; synapse; stress fiber. NCBI's taxonomy places the organism in Eukaryota, Metazoa, Chordata, Actinopteri, Salmoniformes, Salmonidae. The record is from RefSeq and is a predicted model, not a curated record.
GCCUGGGCACAGAAGUUUAAAGGAGUGCUGCACCAGCCCUGCCUCUGACGGGCUUCUACACAGAUACAUUUAGGUUUCAGAGACAGGACACACAGAGACACCCGGACAGAGAGAGAGAGAGAGAGACAGACACAGAGAGAGGCAUGGCACAGAGAGUCACCCACAGCCACAGCCUGUUCCCUCCUGGCCAGUCUGGGAGGCCCAGGGACGUGCUGGUCAAGUCAGCAUCGGCCUAUGCGAACCUGCAGUGGGAGCAGCAGCCCAGGCAGGAUGGGAGCCACCCACCUCAGGACUACCCUCACAGGGACCAGCCCCCAGUGGCUGGCUACAUCCCCCAGCCCAAUUACAUGGAGGGAGAUCAUGAUCUCAUCAAGCCCAAAAGGCUCCUCAAUCCAGUGAAAGCCUCCAAAAGCCACCAGGACCUCCAACGAGAGCUGCUAAUGAGCCAGAAAAGGGGUGGUGUUGUUGCUGUGGAGUCUAAGCCGGAGCUGCAGCGCGUGUUAGAGGCCAGGAAGAGGGAAAAAAUUAUAAAGCAAAGGAAGGAAGAAGAUGAGGCCAGAAAGAAGAUCUCUCCUCUGGAACAAGAGCUCCUCAAGAGGAAGGAGAAGCUAGAAGAGAAGGAGCAGGAAAAACAAGAGGAGACAGUGAAAGCCCCAGAGUUUGUCAAGGUCAAGGAGAACUUGAGACGGACGUCCUUUCACAGUAAUGGAGAGAAAGAGGUGUAGAGACAAACCGGUCCAGGUAUACAAUUUAGUUGGAAUCUGCUGGAGUUUGCACACGUGUGUAUUAUAAGUGUGAAUGGACAAAGAACUGCUGUGUUGUGUUGCUCUGACUGCACAACUCAGACAACAGCAAGGAACUUCUACCUGUUACAAGGACUGGUCGACAAGCCAUGACACAAUGCCUUCACAAUCCUACUCAGAGCAGAGACACAGAGAGAGAGAGACAGAGAAGGAAGGUUGACUCUGCAUUGGACUAGUGUUACAGUCAGUAGCAUAGGCCAAACUAUAGCUGUGACAUCUCAAUCCAGAGAAACUGGCAUGAGUGUGAGGGUCAAAGAGGGGAGCAGCUAUUCACUAGUGGACAUAGUGUUCCGUAUUGCAAUGACUCUAGAAAUAAAGCCAUGGUGGGUGUUCUUCUACAGUGUGUCAGAGCAGUGGUUACUUUUCAUUUUAAGCUGUGUAUAUCCAAGAGUCAUUCUCUAGGAUACAGUAUAAGAAGCACACUGUACCUGCACAUACAAUCAAUACAGAUUGUUAACAGGAAACAAUCCAAUUAACUUCAUGGCACACUCAUAAUCUUCUCAUGCAAUUUAAGGUCACGCAUCUCAAUGUGAAAUCUCUCACAGAGAAAGUUCCUAUCCCUAACAGUGCCUUCCUAGUUGCAUGUCAUCCUAAUCAAAAAGUUAAAAACAAGAAAAGCUAUCAUUAUGAAACUGUAUACUAUCAAUCAUUUAAUGUCACGUGGGCAUCAUAUAGAGUACUGUAUGUAGGUGAAUGUGAGUGUUGGUGUGAUGUUGAAGAGACACAAGAGGCACAGAUAUUUAUAUUACCUCCAACCACAUCUCACCUUUUUUUUCGUAACAUUUACAUGUUUUGGAAAGUUAUAUUUAUGUUUUGUGCUAAAGGUGUGACGCAAGGUAGAUAUUCUCACAUUUGUAAUUCUAUCACAGCUCUUUUUAAAUAGUAUUAUGUAGCGAUACACAAUUAAAUGCAAUCAGUUGAAUAAUUUUAUUUAAAUAAGGCACUUUAGAAAAUGAAAUUAUGUAUCUGAAUAUGUAUUUUAGUGAUCAAUUAUGAAUUAGUCAUUUUUUAAAUCCUGUCUUUUUAAAAUCCAAUGAUUAAGUUUGAAUUUGUUUUUAUCCUGAUUGCGUAUAUUUGUAUUUUUGUGUUUUUUGCACCACAUAUUGUUCUCUGCCUUUACUGACUACUGAAGCCACUUACAAUGUUUAAUGGUAUAAAACUGUACAUGUUAUAAACAUGAAGACAUUACUUCUCAUUUAUUUUUCAGUCUCUUCAUUGCAUAAAAGUAUGACUCUAUUAAUGUAUGAUUAUUUCAAUAGCUUUUACAAUAGCACAAUGAUUGUUAUGAAUAAC